Molecule: messenger RNA, 1353 nt
Organism: Desarmillaria tabescens
Lineage: Eukaryota; Fungi; Basidiomycota; Agaricomycetes; Agaricales; Physalacriaceae
Exons: 3
Coding region: 1-1353 (450 amino acids)
Biological process (GO): regulation of DNA-templated transcription
Cellular component (GO): RNA polymerase II transcription regulator complex
Molecular function (GO): DNA-binding transcription activator activity, RNA polymerase II-specific; transcription cis-regulatory region binding
Source: RefSeq, a predicted model, not a curated record
AUGCCCAGGCUUGCCUCUGCCUCUAAUACCCCCAACGAUACCAACAACCACAAUUCUCCUCGCAUGUCCGACGUUGCCCUCAGGAAAAAGAAAAAUGCAGAUGCUCAGGCUGCUUUCAGAGCAAGGCGAGCGAAUUAUAUCUCUACCCUCGAGGAAACAGUUACCAACCUCGAGUCGGUCGUGUUGCAGCUUCAAGAUUCAUGUCGUGAGGCCCGUGCUGAGGCACAAGAGCUACGACAAGAUAAUGCCCGUUUACGACACGCUUUUCGCGAACGCGAGAAUCUCUGGCGAGCAAUGUGGCCUCGCAAAUCAGGUCACGGUCCCGACACUGAUGACCCUCCACCGCCGCCGCCGCUGUCUUACCCACAUCCUGCUAUCAAUGGUCAUUUGGGAUCUUCACAGCUCUCGCAUUACGGCUCAGACAGCAUGCCAUAUCGUCCCAGUGAGGAUCCGUCGAUGUGUGGUAGUCAAUACCCAGCACCGAAUCCACCAGCUCUUACUUAUGUCGAGAACGAAGUUUCCCCGGACGGUUCUCAGCCACUGGCCUCUCGCGUUGCAAAGUACAAUUCCUAUUUUAACCCAGUCACGUCCUCUCCUCGCGACGGUUCUUGGUCCCAGGGUAUGGGCCAAACUUCACCGGGAGAACAAGGGCUACCGCCGAAUACCAGCCACUCAUCAGGUUCGCCGCACUUUGCUGGAUCGCCCACAAUCACGUCUUCCGAGAUGUCCUAUGUCGGGCGGUACCCUGUUGAGGACCAAAAGGCUCCCUUGAACACGCUUGAAACGAAUCCUUAUGUUUUUCCCGCUAGUCGUUCCAUUUCACCCUCCAGCUCGACGCCCCCUUCAUCAUCGUCUGCGACCUUGAAUCCCCCGUUUCAGUUCAACUUUCCGGAAAAUGGCGCCUCCUCCGAUCGUGCUGACUUUGAUUAUCGCCGGCAAGGUGAGGUUAUGCUGCAUGGCGGUACAGCUGAUAUCUCUCUUGCCGGUCCCGCCAGCGAUGCCGUUCGCUACAGGCUAGGCACAAAACGAACGCACUCUGGUGCUGACCGCCCACUACUUCCUAUACUUCCCUCCUCUUUCUGCCAUCGGUUGCGCUCGCGUCGGGGUGCGCCGCUCCCACGGAACUCUCGUUCCCCGUCGCCCGGAGGCGCUCAGCAGCUAUCGGGAACCCUCGCUGUUAUAAAGGCGCAGGCAUUUGGUGCGCUGCGUAGAACUCGUACGCGUACCAAAAAGCCAUCGGACGGGGCGGCCAAAGUUGCCAUAGAUGUUCUCGAAGCUCGCGGCCUGGGAAUGGGGGUUCCGACACCUUCUAAACGGCCACGGCUUAGUGAUGACCUUGACUUGGAUUCAUGA